Necator americanus (New World hookworm) is the source of this 771-nucleotide messenger RNA. RefSeq lists its product as uncharacterized. Bases 1 to 771 code for a protein of 256 amino acids. The transcript has a single exon. The record is from RefSeq and is a predicted model, not a curated record. Lineage: Eukaryota; Metazoa; Nematoda; Chromadorea; Rhabditida; Ancylostomatidae.
AUGCUCAACGAAUUGAACGAAGCGGGGAAUAGAAUAGGACUGCGAAUAAACAGGAAGAAGACACAGUUCAUGAAGAACGCUUACUGCGAGGACGGAGGAGUACAACUUGAAGGCUCCCAAAUCGUGGAAACUUCAUCACACGUGUACCUUGGACGUUCUAUGAACAUGGAAAACGACUUGAAGGAAGAACUGAAUAGAAGAAUGAGAGCAGCAUGGGUAGCAUUCGCAGCCGUCAGGGAAGCUACGGACCAACUGACGGACCAAGACCUUCGUGCCCAUCUGUUCGACUCGACAGUUCUUCCAGCGCUCUGUUACGCAGUGGAGACGUGGGCAGACACCACUGCCACGUGUAGGAAGCUACUUACUACCCACAGAGCCCUUGAGAGAUAUCUUCUGAAGUUUAACCGGCGAACACAAGACCUAGCCGGUCUUCGCAGCUCCGACUUAAGAGGAAUGUCCCGUCUUUGCGACCCAGCGGAAUAUGUAUCGAAAGCAAAACAUAAAUGGGCCGGUCACAUCAUGAGAAGAAUCGACGAUAGAUGGACUAAAAGAACGCUAGAGUGGAUCCCAAGAGAUACUAAACGCCCUCGAGGGAGACCGCCAACGAGAUGGGGUGACGUGUUCGCUACACGGACGGACCAGCUGAAAGCUCAGCUGGAUACGGCUCAAGGACCUCGUCAACGUCACUCACGAAACUUGAGAACAUCUUGGAUGACAAUGGCGAGGGAACGAAACGAGUGGAAGAGAUGCUGGGGCCCGCACGUCCAGUGA